AAGCCCACUAGGCUUUCCCUGUCAGUAUUCAUGGGCUGCUUGUAAAUAGCAGAAGAGGAGGGAAGUGUUUGCAUACACUGAGCUGGCUAAAAGAUUCAAGUGGCAAGAAGGAGUGAUGCUGCUCAAUAUAAACCAGAGAAUAUGGAAACGGGGUAAGAGCUGCUUUUUUUUGGCAUUUUCAUUUGGGAUUACAGAAGGGAAGGGAGAGGCUUCUACCUGAAUCUCAUUAACCAUGGAGCUGUACAGGAGUUGCCUAACCACAGGAUGCAGAUCCACUAACAGAAACUUUGGCUCCAAGGACAGUUGGCAGAAAUGGCUUUGACUUCUCUGUGCAAUAAAUGGCAGUCUCAAAUGGAUGUAAAGACAAGUUAUCUGAGAGAGAAACUGCUUGGAGGCACAUCCUUAAACAUUUUCAAAGAUCCUGAAGUAGAGUUCAAAGGGAUUUGGCUCAAGGGCAUAUUUAUUUUUACCUUUAUAGAUGCCCUGUGCCCUUGAAAUUAUUUGGGGCAAAAACUGAACACAGAGGCUUGCUAAACUGGUACCAAGCCUUAUCAUGGCAUGCUGAACAGUAACUGCAUAUUACUUUUUCUCCUGGAUGUUGUUUUUUUCUGCAAUGUACACAUCAUUUUAGAAGAUUUUUUUAAGUCUCUAAAAGGGGCCAUCUGAUUUUAGCAAUCCAUUCAACUGUCAGCCGUUCACAUUACAAUGUUCCAUGAAGGACCAUGCUCAGUGUGAAUUCUAUUUUGGCAGCCUGGAUUGAUCUUGCUGGCAGGAAAGAGUGAAUUCCACUGUUUCACGAUGAGCGUGCUGACAUUAAUUCUAUUUAUUUGGAAAAUCCUGGGGAAGCUGUUGGUAUUGUCUGAACUCGGUAUUCAAGUUAGCAUCUUAAGCAAUGCUUCCACUUUCACAAGCUGCCCUGAAGCCUGCAUCUGUACUGCUGAUCUCUUGAGUUGUACCAGGAAGAACCUUCGGCAUGUCCCUGUCCCACUGCCUCCUACUACCACCACCUUGGAUCUCAGCCACAAUGCUAUUGUUCAGCUUCAUGAUUAUUGGCUGUCUACUUUACCACGUCUUGAGACCUUUAGGAUUAGCCACAACAAAAUAAGAAACAUCACCCAACAGGUGUUUUGCAAUGCUACUUACCUUGUACAUCUGGAUAUGUCCUCCAACCAUCUGCAAACUGUGGAAAAGUACUACUUUGAAGACCUUGUGAACUUGAAAGAGCUUCUGCUCUACAAUAACAAGAUUGUGCAAGUAGAUGAAAAUGCUUUUGUCACACUAAUCAAUUUGCAAAAGAUUUAUCUAAGUUGGAAUAGGCUAACUAAAUUUCCAUUUGAGUCUAUUCAAAGACUUGAACAUCCUUAUCUAAGGACCCUUGAUCUUUCUGCCAAUAACCUAAGCAGCAUUCCUGUUCAGGUAAUAGCAACUUUGCCUAAGUACAUUAAAAAUGGCUUAUAUCUUCACAACAAUCCUGUGAAAUGUGACUGCUCUCUCCAGGAGAUGCUCCAGGAAUGGAAACAUCGUGGUUUCAGUUCUGUGCAAGAUUUUGUAGAGGAGCAUACUUGUAAAGCUUACCCCAAUAUGUUCUCCUUAAUUAAGACCUUCAAUUACAAUAAGUAUUUUAAAGUUUGCUCCUGGAGUCAAAAGAAAUUUGGCAUUCCAGAAGUGCUGUGCAGAGUGGGAGAAUCCUUGGUAAUAGACUGCAACACAAGCCUCCAUGAGGACAAUACCACCACUUACAGGUGGAUCUCCCCACACCAUGAAUUAUUCAUGUAUCCUGAGCACAGUGAUCAGACACAUCAACCUUUAAAAAAUGGAAGCUUAAAGAUCAUAAAUGCCAACCUGUCAUAUUCAGGUAUAUAUGAGUGCAUAGCAAUCAGUGAGCUCCAAAAGAUCAACGAAACAUACGAAGUUAAUGUCACAGUCCACUACCCCAAAUUAGUUGAGCCUUUCAGUACUAGCCUCACAACCCUCCUAGGGUGCGUUGUAAGCUUGGUAUUAGUGCUGAUGUAUCUGUACCUUACACCAUGUUGUUGCUCUAAAUGCUGCAGGAAGCCUAUAAGUCCCCCUCAAGACUGCAGUGCCCAAUCAUCUAUUCUCAGUACCACUCCACCGGCCACAGAUGGAACAAAUCGCAAGAUCAGUGCAAAUAAGCAUGUUGUUUUUCUAGAGCCUAUCAAGGAGAACCAGAAUGGCAAGGUCAAGCUGGCUGUCACUGAAGACUUUGAUGCCAAAAACCCCAAGCUCCUGCGACUUAAACUGGACUCAGAAUCAGUCAGUACAGCCUUUUCUAACCCCAUCAUGUCACCAGCUGAUGCAUAGGAAACCAACUCCACAAAGCCUUUCUGGGUGGAUGGUUGGAAUGAAAAAAAAUCCUGUUUCCAUCCUGGGAGGAAGAGAGAAGACAAGAUAUAUUUAUGAAGGAUUUCCUCACCAAAACCUAUAGAGGAUUUUUAAAAUUGCCCCUUGGAUGAUGAUGAAUCUUACAUCUUCCAUCAUCUCCCCUGCUAAUUCCUGCCAAUUGCUCCAGUUCUCUUUGGCAUGAAAAAGCAACUCCUUUUAAGCAAGGAAAGGAAUAAUUGUUCUUUACACAUCCCAGAUGACUGCUGCAUGCUUCAUCCUCAAGACAAUACAAUGUUCUAGAAGGAUAUCUUCUCCCAUCAGAAAGCUGCUGUGGAAUAUAAACUUGUGUCAUGGCUUUGACCUUUAGAGAACAAACUUUUUACUAUAUAACAAGCCUGUUUUCAUUUCUGCAGAAGACAAAGUGCCUCGCAUUACCACACAGAGACCCUUUCUUGCUUACUUCCAAACUGCUCUAGCUAGCUACUGCUUCAAACAUCAAUUGUGAAAAUAAAUUCCUGAAUCCACCCUUUCCACCAUCUGCAUUGCUUAAAAAAAGUCAGCAUGGGUAAAAAACUGAAGCAAUG
Candoia aspera is the source of this 2927-nucleotide messenger RNA. It is a transcript of the gene AMIGO3, whose product is annotated as adhesion molecule with Ig like domain 3. Lineage: Eukaryota; Metazoa; Chordata; Lepidosauria; Squamata; Candoiidae. The record is from RefSeq and is a predicted model, not a curated record. The transcript has a single exon. Gene Ontology annotation, biological process: brain development. Gene Ontology annotation, cellular component: membrane. Bases 799 to 2322 code for a protein of 507 amino acids. Gene Ontology annotation, molecular function: protein binding.